GCUGAAAGACCGCGAGAAGAGAUUUCGCUCGGCUUCUCUGGUGGCGGGAGUUUCAGAGGGAUUAAGCUCCCAGAAUUUGAGUUCGCUUCUGAGGGAAUAAGAAGAGACUGAGGAGAAGAGGAGUUUUACUUCACGGCUAAUGUAUACUUGAGCACGACAGAAGGCUUGGUUGUCUCGCUGACCUGCGUUUUAGCACAGCUUUCGCGGGGUUGAUUCUCGGAAUGGAAACAACUGUGUUAAAUGAACCUGUAUCACUAUGCUCUACUCCAGAAACCAGUGAUCAGAAAAGCUGCAGCUCCUCAGAGAAACAGCCAAUGAGUUCAACCCUUCGAGAACGUUUGAAGAAAGCAAGACGGUCAUUUCAUUCAACUUUAAUUGUACCAAAGCGCCUUAAAAUAGACGAAGAAAACAACUGCAGUAGUACUUGCAAAGAAGAGUCUUUGCCUAAAGGAGAAUCAUAUUGUAUUUCACAAAGCAAAGAUGAAGAUUUGGAAAAAGUUCCUGAUGAAACCAGUCAUUUGAAAAGUACAAUACAAGAGAGGGAUCUCUGUAUGUCUGAAUGUACUGGGUAUAGUAAGAAUGCACAGGGUUCUACAGAAGUCCUUUUGUUGGGAAAAGAUGACAGGCUGUGGGAAUUGAUGGAAGAAAAGGCAACAUUGGUAAAACAGGUCCAGGAAAAGGAGGAACUUCUUCGAAGGCUCAAACUGGUCAAGAUGUACAGAUCAAAGAACAACCCAACAGAGCUUCAAUCUCUAAUAUCAAAAUGGCGAAGCAGUUCUCAAAUGAUGCUAUAUGAAUUACAAAUGGCCCUAGCUACGGAUAACCAGAAAUUAAGCAUUACCCAGUUGAUAGACAACUUUGGACUGGAUGAUCAACUGUUACAUUAUAACAGAACAGAAGAAGAUUUUACAGAUGCAGAGUAACACAUUUCUUGAUUUCAGCCUUGGAAAGAUAAACUUCUGUAUUGUAUCACUGUACUGCUGUGAAUUCCGCCUGGUUUUCACAUGGAAAAUAAUCCCUUUUUUUGGCAAAACUUGCUUAAAAUGUGAAAAAAUGACUAUAUUGUUACAGAUUAUAUAUUUUCUGGCAAAAGGUGUCUAUUUUUGCAGUCACCAAUGAAAUGUUUCUUUUUAAAAAAAUAUAUACAUGCAAACUUUAAUUGUGCAGGGAAUUGGGGCACCUUCUAUUUCUUGAUGAAUAUGACAGUAUAGUUUCUAAACACAUUUUCCUCUUACAUUAAUUUUAAAAAGCGUAUCAGGAAACUGCACGUAGAUUCCACACCCUUUUUUAUUGAAUAAAUAAUUCUUUGUCUCUCCUCCACCCCAAAAUUCUACACAGGAAAUGGCUAAAAUGAACCCAAAUCCUUUAACAGUAUUUUAUCACCAUUUAAGCCAACAUAAAACAUGGAUUUUACUCGCUGGCUCAUUCAAUGGCCUUUCAUAAUAAGUAUGCCUAUGGUUGAGGUAUACAAUUAAUGUGUAUGUUAUACUGCCUAACUACUCAAAGACUAUGAGGAUCAAGAGGUGAUUCUGUUGCCUACUCAGUACACUUUCAAGACUCUUGUGUCUAGGAUCUGUAGUUGCAUGUUUUUGUCUUAAAGUCUUCCCUACAAAGCUGCUUCUGUUCUCAUUCUAGUUUCAAUUUUGUUCUUUGAAAAGCAGGAGUGCUUGAUUCCAGCUGACAAAAUUUACCAUGACAACAGGAAAUAUGAACUCUUUAAAUUUAUUCUAUUAUAACAUGCAUAGGCCUAAAACCAACUAUAGUUGAUCCACAGAAUGGGAACUCAGUAAGUUAACAUUCAGGUUUGAUGAAGUGAAUCUACUUCAGUUGGAACUAACAAUUAGAAUUAAGCUGUAUGAGAAUCUAAAUGAAGUAUAACACAUCUAUAAGGCUGCAGUGAGAUAUGAAGUGAUAUUAAAAAGGGGAAGAAAGACCUCACUUUCUUGCAGUCUC
Messenger RNA from Anolis carolinensis (green anole), 1953 nucleotides. RefSeq names its product SWI5 dependent homologous recombination repair protein 1 (gene sfr1). The transcript has 4 exons. NCBI's taxonomy places the organism in Eukaryota, Metazoa, Chordata, Lepidosauria, Squamata, Anolidae. The record is from RefSeq and is a predicted model, not a curated record. Gene Ontology annotation, biological process: positive regulation of DNA-templated transcription; double-strand break repair via homologous recombination. Gene Ontology annotation, cellular component: Swi5-Sfr1 complex. Bases 222 to 923 code for a protein of 233 amino acids.